AUGGACCAGCUUCUGCGGUUCUUGGAACAGCACUUCCUGCACCUGGCGGAGACUGUGAUCAUCCUGGAGGGUGGAGGGCCCGGUGCUGUGACCAUGCUACAUGCACUGCUCGAAACCUUCGCGGACAACGAAGGGUCCCCCCUAAUGCAGUUCCUCCACGCGGCGAGAGACUUCAUGGAGCCGGGCUGGGAGGUCACCGGCUACUACCCGCUGCAAUUGUAUGCAUCGGCGCUGGUCUUUGAGCCGGACUCGUCGCUCAUCAAACGCGCCCUGGUCGCCGACCUCCCCUGCUGGCUUGAUCUCGCGCCGAGGAUGGAGGAUCCACGCCGGACCGCUCUCGACAACUUUGACGACCCCUUCACCGCGGGCUACGCAUCCACUGUGUCUGCGCUGACCUUCUCUCCCGAUGGCCGGCUCGUGGCCUCGGCCUCGUGGAACGGAACCGCCGCGCUGUGGGACACCAGGACGGGCGCACUCAGACAUAAGCUGCGCGGCCACGGCUCAAUCGUCCGUUGCGUGGCGUUCUCACCCGAUGGCCUGCUCUUGGCAUCCGGGGCGCAGGACCAGUCUAUUGUGCUGUGGGACACCCGCACGGGGCGCCCGCGGCAUACCCUCCUUGGCACGGGCAGACCGCGGGCCCCGGACGACCCAUACGACGGCGGCCUGGCCCGUGUGGUGUUCUCGCCCGACGGGCGGACCCUGGCCGUCGAGAUCUGCGAUGACCGGGUGUGGCUGUGGGACGUGGUGACGGGGGUCCUGCGGCUGACGGUCGACUGCCACGACGGUGAGAGCCGGGCCCUGGCCUUCUCGCCGGAUGGCCAGCGGGUGACGUCGGGCUCGAAGGACCACUCGAUCCAGAUGUGGGACGUCGCGACGGGGGCUCUGCAGAAGACGCUGCAGGGCCACGAGAUCUGCGUAAUCGACGUGGCGUUCUCGCGCGACGGGCGCCGCCUCGUCUCCGUGGGGGGCGACGUCACAGUGCGGCUGUGGGACACGGAGACCGGCGCGCUCCAGCGGACGUUGCGCGACUGCGCCAACCUGCCCCAGCCCCAAGCCGUCGGAUUCUCCUCGGACGGGCGGCUGGUGGCGCUCGGGGGGGAGGACGGCUGCCUGUAUCUCUGGGAUGCUGGCUCGGGGAAAUUGCUACACACGGUGCCGUGGGGCCUGGUGGAAAAUACCCUCUUGAUUGGGGGGGCGUCCGGCCGCAGCUCCUACAUCGAGACCGACGUCGGGUGUGUGGACAUCGGACGCUGGUUGCCUGGCGAUGCGUCGCCUUACCCCGAGGUGUAUCUGCAGGAUCCGUGGAUAAUGUACCAGGGGAGACGUGAGAUGCGUCUGCCUGAUAGAUACCGGCGUCCCGAGGCGUCGGCUUACCGCGAUGGGAUUCUGACGUUGGGGUAUGAUUGGGGGAGCGUGAUAUUUCUUGGGUUUGGGAAAGAGUAGAUUUGCCUGGGAUUGAGUUAAACUGUCUGCGGAUAUAGUAUUUGUAUUCUGGAAUAGUAUUGAUAUUCUGGAGUACAAUGUUAUUGUGUGACUACAGCCUGGAAGUCCAACAAGUCAACCAUCUCUUCUCCGUACACGGCCCAAACUGACUCCCUUUGAUAUGAUGUAUCACGUUACAGUACCUAUUACAUUAGCCAUCGCGCUAGCCUGUGGAACCUUUCUCUUUUUUUUAUAUACAUAUAUAUAAAGCGAGAGAGGG
Molecule: messenger RNA, 1702 nt
Organism: Aspergillus candidus
Lineage: Eukaryota; Fungi; Ascomycota; Eurotiomycetes; Eurotiales; Aspergillaceae
Product: WD40 repeat domain-containing protein
Exons: 2
Coding region: 1-1443 (480 amino acids)
Molecular function (GO): protein binding
Source: RefSeq, a predicted model, not a curated record